CGCGCGCCACCCGGUGGGCGGUGUGAUCGGGGCAUUAAAAGGCCGCAUGUUUUUUUUUCUCUCUUCUUCUUUUUCUUCUUCUUCUUCUUCUUCUUCUUUGCGGCAGGUGGAAUCUCACUGCAGAUGUGUCGGGAUAUGGACUCUUCUGAAACAUCCCGCACCUCAGUGGUGUUUGUCCACAGGGGGACAUUUGUCCACUCGACCCCCGAAAAUGCGCUCCAGGUCAUGGAGGAUGCGCUCGUGGGGGUGGACGACAGGGGGAAGAUUGCUUUUAUCGGAGAAGGCAAGGAGCUCCAGAAGCUGUCUCAGGUUUUUGGUUUCAGUUCGUCCGAAGUGGCUCAGCUGGAAAGACAUGAGUUCUUCAUGCCGGGGCUGGUGGACACCCACAUCCACGCUUCCCAGUACAGCUACGUUGGCACAGCCCUGGACAUGCCUCUGCUGCAGUGGCUCAACACCUACACCUUUCCUGUGGAGGCCUGCUUCAAGGACUUAGAGUUUGCUCAGAAGGUUUACACCAAAGUGGUGAGAAGAACCCUGAGAAACGGGACGACCACUGCGUGCUACUUCGCCACCAUCCACACUGAUGCUUCGCUUCUGCUGGGCCAAAUUGCAAAUGACUUUGGGCAGCGUGCGUUAGUGGGGAAGGUGUGCAUGGACAGGAACAGCUCUGUCAAACAUUACAAAGAAACCUGUCAGGAGUCUGAGGAUGAGGCGCACCGGUUCAUCAAAGAGCUCCUGAACAAAAAGUACCCUUUAGUGAAGCCAGUGGUGACUCCGCGGUUCGCUCUGUCCUGCAGUGAGGACCUGCUGUCUAAGCUGGGAGAGAUAGCCAAGAAUAACAACCUGCACAUCCAGAGCCACAUCAGCGAGAACACUGAGGAAGUGACGCUUGUAAAGGAGCUGUUUCCUGACUCGGAGUCUUACACAGACGUCUACCACAAGUGCAAUCUUCUCACUGGCAAGACAGUGAUGGCCCACGGCUGCUACCUCAGUGAUAACGAGCUGGAUCUGUUCAGAGAAACAGGAGCCUCUUUGUCCCACUGUCCCAAUUCCAACUUCUCGUUGUGUAGUGGAGUGUUAAAUGUCCGCAAUGUCCUGGAUCAUAAAGUGAAGUGUGGGCUGGGUACAGAUGUGGCGGGGGGCUACUCAUCCUCUGUGCUCGAUGCUGUGAGAAAAACUCUGGAUGCCUCCAAAGUCCUGACGAUCCAGGACCCUGAACACAACACACUCUCUUUCGAGGAGGUGUUCAGGCUGGCCACCCUGGGGGGCAGCCAAGCCUUGUCCCUGGAUGACCAGAUAGGAAACUUUGAAGUGGGAAAAGACUUUGAUGCUUUAAGGGUUAAUGUGGCAGCUCCAGGUGGACCCAUCGAUCUGAUCCAGUCUGACGGACCAAAGAUCCUUUUGGAGAAGUUCCUAAACUUAGGUGAUGAUCGGAACAUCGUGGAGGUGUUUGUAGCAGGGCGGAAGGUGGUGCCGUUCACAGAUGGCCUUGGAGAAAUCUGACUGAAAUGUGGGAAUCGUGUGGAAAAUGGAAAAACCUGUGACUGCAUGAACAUGGAUUUUUUUUUCACAAAUAGGAAGGAAAAAUAUAGUAAAGCCAAAUGUGAACAUGAGAAAAAAAAUGAAGCAAUUUAAUGCAGCUCAACAGGCCAAACAGAGAUCAGCCAAAUCUGAGUUCAGGCUGUUCAAAAUGUCUGUCAGGUUUUAAUUAGGAGAAAAAGAUUUACUGAAUACUGUUUGCACUUUUCCAAAUAAUUGAGGCUGAUAAUUAGCCAGAUGCUUGAAAUUUCUGCUUUUUUAUGCCCAAACUUUAGCAUAAAAUAAGCUCUAUGUCCUCAUUGUUCACUUCAACAUCAGACUUUUCUACUUGAACCAUCAGGGAGACAAACUUGCUUGUUAAUCGAUUCAAAUAUUUUCUAUCACAUGCACGUUUAAAUGUUGCUAAAGCUCCAAAUGGUGCCUCUUGUUGUUCUCAGGGAAAAGAGGCGGUAUUGCCUGACCUGAUUAUCUGCAAAUGAUGAUCCUUGUGUUGUGAAAACAAUGCUCUGACUAAAGCUGGAACAAAUAGAUUUUUAAUAAUGACAAAUUCAGUUUU
Messenger RNA from Austrofundulus limnaeus, 2095 nucleotides. RefSeq names its product guanine deaminase (gene gda). The record is from RefSeq and is a predicted model, not a curated record. Gene Ontology annotation, molecular function: guanine deaminase activity; zinc ion binding. Gene Ontology annotation, cellular component: cytosol. NCBI's taxonomy places the organism in Eukaryota, Metazoa, Chordata, Actinopteri, Cyprinodontiformes, Rivulidae. The transcript has 14 exons. Bases 124 to 1503 code for a protein of 459 amino acids. Gene Ontology annotation, biological process: guanine catabolic process.